Messenger RNA from Toxotes jaculatrix (banded archerfish), 7561 nucleotides. RefSeq names its product collagen, type IV, alpha 3 (gene col4a3). Gene Ontology annotation, cellular component: basement membrane; collagen trimer. The record is from RefSeq and is a predicted model, not a curated record. Bases 193 to 5196 code for a protein of 1667 amino acids. The transcript is spliced from 52 exons. Gene Ontology annotation, molecular function: extracellular matrix structural constituent. NCBI's taxonomy places the organism in Eukaryota, Metazoa, Chordata, Actinopteri, Toxotidae.
UGCAGCAGAUCGCAGUAUCUGGACACCCUCAGCUGCACGGACCCCCCGUGGACUGAACCGAACCGAGACGAACUAGGCCGAACCAAGGAGUAGGAGUCCAUCCCGAUCCUAGCCGAGCUGAGCCGAGCUCCUCUGAGUUCAUCCUGGAGUCAGUUUGAUCAGCGGGGAGUCUGCAGCUGUCUGCCCGUAUGUAUGGAGGCUCCGGGCGCCCCGAGGCAGAGGAUCGUCCCGCUGCUGGUUCUGGUGCUCUUCUACUGCUCCGUCGCUCCUGGACACACCGAGACGGUGUGUCACUGCAGUGGGAAGUCGUUGUGUCACUGUGACGGGGUCAAAGGUCAAAAGGGAGAAAAAGGUUUCCCUGGACCACUAGGACUUCCUGGAAUGAUAGGUUACCCUGGGAACGAGGGUCACCAGGGUUCACCAGGAGAGAAGGGUGAUCUGGGACCCGCAGGAAGUCUAGGACUGAAAGGCUCUCGGGGUCUUCCAGGGAAACCAGGUUUCCCAGGACCUCCAGGACUGCCGGGACUUCCUGGACAUGAAGGACCAAUUGGCCGACCAGGAUUCCCAGGGUGCAAUGGGACAAAGGGGGAUGUUGGGUACCGAGGAUUCCCUGGGGUUGUAGGGCCUCCUGGCUUUCCAGGUCAGCCAGGACCACGAGGUCCAAAGGGAGACUCGUUCGUCUACCCCGAACCUCAGGAUAUUAAAGGACAAACGGGACCACAAGGACCAACCGGACCAAAGGGGCGGAGUGGUUAUCCAGGUGAACAAGGCCUGUUAGGACCACCAGGACCCGCUGGACUUCCUGGAAGUCAAGGGUUGCCAGGGUUAAAGGGAGAGAAGGGUCAGGAGGGUCUCAGUCCAGUGAUCCCAGGUCCCCAAGGACUGAAGGGGGAUCGGGGACCUCCAGGGAUUCCCGGACAGAAAGGAAUCAAACUGUAUGCUGAAGGAUCCAAAGAACUGAAGGGAGAACCAGGUGAAGUUGGUGAGAAAGGCUGUCAAGGACUUCCUGGUGAGCCGGGGAAACCAGGGGUGAAAGGACAAAGGGGUGAGCGAGGUGACCCUGGCUCACUGGGCAAACCGGGAAAGGAUGGACUCAACGGAGAGCUCGGAGAUCAGGGAGUCCCAGGGGAUCGUGGGUACCUCGGGCCUCCGGGUAUCGAGGGAGCCAAGGGGGAGAAAGGUGAACGUGGUCCUCCAGGUCUCCCAGGAGAGAUGAUCUGGAAUCACAGAUUCCUGAAGGGCCAGGUUGGUGUCCCCGGGCCCCGCGGACCCCCAGGAGCCAUGGGAGAACAAGGACUCAUUGGUUUUCCUGGACUGAAGGGCGAGCCAGGUGUGGCUCCUACUGGGCCACCAGGGCCCCAAGGGCCACCUGGUGAGACAGGACUCAAAGGAGAAUCGGGAGAGCCAGGGCCCCUCAUCAUAGGACCCCCGGGAAAUACUGGAGUCCCAGGAGGUCGUGGAGCUCUAGGAGAGCCAGGAGAACCAGGAAUACCAGAUUUCCUGGAGGGAGGUGUCGGUCCUCCAGGAGCUAAAGGUCUAAAAGGCCUGAUGGGACUUCCUGGAAUCAGAGGGCAGGAGGGAGAGACGGGUGAGAAGGGUGAGAUGUGCUUGGUCUGUACUGUUGUUUCCGGCUCCCCUGGACCUCCAGGUAAACCAGGAGAGCCAGGUGAAAAAGGGUCGACAGGUUCAGACGGUUUUCCAGGACUCACAGGUUACAGAGGGGUCAAAGGCAUUGGAGGACCACCUGGUCCACAGGGCCCUUUUGGUAUCCCCGGAGUCCCAGGGCCCCCAGGACCUGUUGGUGACCCAGGUAUCAUGCAGAGAGUGGGUCAGAAGGGUGAGGAAGGGUCUCUUGGGGGCCCAGGACCAACAGGUCUCGAGGGGAUAGAUGGCCCUCAAGGAUUACCAGGACCAAAAGGUGUUCUGGGAGCAAAGGGAAACCCUGGGCCUCUGGGACCGAAAGGUGACAGGGGCCCACUCGGGCAGACCGGUCCAAGUGGACUGGUAGGACAGAGGGGACCUCCAGGACCUCUUGGUAUUGGUGGUCCAGGAGUUCCAGGACCUAAGGGCAACAUGGGAGUCCUGGGAGAGCAAGGAACUCCAGGAAAACCAGGUGAAAAAGGUUCUCCAGGCGAAGUCAAAAUAUCUCCUGGAGAUCCAGGACAGAAAGGAGAGAGAGGUUUAUCUGGAAAUCCCGGACCUGACGGUGUGACAGGGCCUCCAGGAUUUCCAGGAUCUGUUGGUCCAAAGGGAGAAAAAGGAGAUAAAGGAUUUUCUGUACAGGGGCCCCCAGGCUUCCCAGGGGUGAAAGGAGUGAAAGGCCUUCCAGGAGCUCCAGGUUUAUCCAGUUUUGGUAUCAAGGGACGAGCCGGGCCAUCAGGCCCACCAGGGAUGCCGGGCCCAAAGGGGGACAGCGGUUUAGGUCUUCCAGGUCAGCAGGGUCACUCAGGCCCUCCAGGAGAAGAGGGCCCUGUGGGGCCCCAAGGAAACCCUGGACCCCAAGGAGCAGAUGGAGUUCUGGGACCUCCAGGACAAGAUGGACCACAAGGACCCGAUGGUUGUAGGGGUCUGGAUGGUGUACCUGGUCCAGUCGGCGCUGUUGGACUCUGUUUAGAGGGGCGUCCUGGACCUGAAGGAGAGGAAGGACAGAUAGGUGUCAUUGGAUUCACAGGGCCACGGGGCUCAAAGGGGUUGCAGGGUGACUCUGGGCUGCCAGGUGUGGGAACUCCAGGCCCUCAGGGACCAUAUGGGACCCCGGGGUUUCAUGGACCACAAGGGCCAGUGGGAGGUGUUGGACUAAAGGGCCUGAGAGGGAACAAUGGGGAACCAGGAAGCCCAGGUAUCAGAGGGGACAUGGGUCCUCCAGGACCUCUUGGGCAACCAGGUGAUGAUGGAAAACCGGGAGAGACAGGACGACCAGGACCAAAAGGUGAGAUGGGAGUAGAUGGGGUCAGGGGUUCUCAGGGGCCUCCUGGGCCUCAGGGGGACCGAGGUGAUACUGGACCCAGAGGAAUCGAUACUUAUGUUGAGAUGAAUGGAGAUCCUGGAGACCCUGGAGACCCUGGGCCCAUAGGUUUCACUGGUAUUAAAGGAGAGACAGGCCUCCCAGGACCUCAGGGAUGUGAUGGCAACAAAGGUAUACCUGGAAGCAUUGGGCCAAAAGGACCUCCUGGAAACCCCGGCCAAGAUGGGCAGAAAGGCCCUCCUGGUUCCUCUGGGCCCCCUGGUAUCCCAGGAGAGAUCGGGAGGCCAGGUUGUAAAGGUGAGAAAGGAUAUCCAGGCCCCUCUGGGAAACCAGGUUUGGACGGAAAUCCAGGAUUAGAAGGGCCUAAAGGUCCUAAAGGAGAACAGAGUCCACCUGGACCGGGAUCUAAAGGAUGUCCAGGAGAGAAGGGGGAUCCAGGAUGUCCAGGAUCUUCAGGUUCAAAAGGAAAACCAGGAGAGUUAGGGAACUUUGGUCCUCCAGGAAACUGUGGCCCCUGUGGCCCCAAAGGACACUGUGGGCCCCCAGGAGACAGAGGUCCUCCUGGAUGUCCUGGUGAAAAGGGUUAUGAUGGUCCUCCAGGGGAAAAUGGCCCUCCUGGACCCCCUGGUUUCCCAGGUAGCAAGGGGGCACCUGGAGAUCCUGGUCCAGCUGGUCCCAGAGGAAAUCAGGGACAAGAUGGAAUACCUGGACCUCCUGGAGAGAAAGGGGCCAUGGGAGUUCCUGGAAUCGGACCUCGGGGCCCAGAGGGGAAAAAAGGCCAACCUGGGUGUCCUGGAGAGAAGGGUCCUCCUGGUCCCUGUGGCCCUCCUGGUAACUGUGGUGCUGGAGGAAACCCAGGUCUUCCCGGUCCUCAGGGACCCCUUGGUCCUCCUGGUUGUCCUGGCCUGAAGGGAGUUUGCAUUGAAGGAUUCAAAGGAGAAACCGGAUUGCCUGGAAGUAAAGGACCAAACGGUCCCCCUGGUUGUAAAGGUCCUCCUGGUCCUCCAGGCCCUGGUAAUAAAGGAGACAAAGGAUAUAAAGGAGCACCAGGUAACUCAGGACCACUUGGCUGCCCUGGCGACCCUGGUGCACAAGGAAAACCGGGUGAAUGUGGACUGCGGGGCCCACGUGGACACAAAGGCCUGAGGGGAAAAAUUGGUGAAGAAGGACCUGUCGGUUUGAGUGGGGAAAACGGACCACAAGGUAGGGCCGGCUUACGAGGACAACCAGGACCACCCGGGAAGAGAGGACCACAGGGGAGGGAUGCAGUCACGGAGGUGAGGCUGAAUCCAGGAGAUAGAGGCUAUGAUGGGGUUAAGGGACCCCCAGGAGAAAGAGGACCCCCAGGGGCCCCUGGGAAACCUGGAUGUCAAGGUUCUAAAGGCCAAAGAGGACAGGAUGGUGAAAAAGGACUAAGAGGUCGUCCUGGAUUGAAAGGGGAGCAGGGAGAACGAGGGGUCCCUGGACAAAAAGGUAUUGCAGGUCUACCUGGUCCGGUCGGUGCCAAAGGCAGACCAGGUCCGACAGGUCCCUGCGUGGAUGCACCAGAGGAGAAUGGCUUCCUGUUCACCAGACACAGUCAGAACCUCUUUGUCCCACGGUGUCCUGAAGGAUCCAGUGAGGUGUACUCCGGAUACUCGCUGCUGUUCAUCAACGGAAACAACCGAGCUCAUGGACAAGACCUCGGUACUUUAGGUAGUUGUCUCCCUCUUUUUACCACCAUGCCCUUCCUGUUCUGCAACACUGACAGCACCUGCCGCUACGCCUCACGCAACGACUACUCCUUUUGGCUGUCCACUAACGAGACACUGCCAGAUGACGUCCCUUUCAUCUCUGACAAUUUACUGGAGAGUUACAUCAGCCGGUGUACAGUAUGUGAGGCCAGAGCCAACGUGAUCGCCAUCCACAGUCAGACCAGAGUCACUCCUGACUGUCCGGACGGGUGGGACGGUCUCUGGUCCGGAUACUCCUUCGUGAUGGAAACAGCAGUCGGGGCAGAGGGGUCGGGUCAGCCUCUAGCUUCACCUGGAUCGUGUCUGGAGUACUUCAGGAAGAUUCCCUUCAUCGAGUGUCACGGCAGAGGAACCUGCAACUACUUCACCGACUCCUACAGCUACUGGCUGGCUGCUCUCGACCCCAACAACAUGUUCAGUAAACCGGAGCCUCAGAGUUUUAGAGAGCCUACAGACGAACUGAUCAGCCACUGUACAGUCUGUAUGAAGAGGCUGUGAACAGCAGCAGUUCUGCUGCUCGUUCUAAUUCUACUGUAAAACACUUCUGCUGCUAACACUACUGAUAUUAAUACUACUGAUCGCAGCCCUGCUUCUGCUCCUGUGUACUCACACCAGCAGUGAGAUGAAUAGUGAUAUGCUGAAGUUAGCCACGUGUUUUGCCAACAAAACACGUGGCUGUUGUUGCUGAAUUCAUCUAGAGCUGACCCCGGAUCAGAAACUGAAUCGGUCUCAUGUUUAAUCAGUUUGUAAAGUGAGUUUCCUCCCGUCUUUAGCUUCAGCUCACCGUUAGCGGAGCACACAACAGAAUUAUUUUUGCUGCGUUCGCACAAUGUCUGCAGCCUGGGAAGAACAGCCAUUAUUCAGACGUGGGAGUGUCCUUGUGCUCUGUAAUUGGAUGUUUGUUAGUGAAAUGCACCUUGGGAGUUGUAGUUGUCCACGGGCUCUUGUAACUUUGACCUUUUAUGAAAGAAGCAGAUAUUUUGUGGUACAGUUGUUGAUCUUUUGUUCUGAUAACUGAAGCAGGAGAGUUUCACGUCCAUCACAAACACUGAAUAUGAGAAAUGUGAUGCUGACGGUUACAGGAGGAACCACGAUUGUCUCAACAUUCUGAUCAACUGUUUGACUCCUAAUCAAUGAUCAAUAGAUCAUAAGUUAACUCCUUUGGUCAGUGUUGUUUUGUAUCAGGACAACUGGGAGUGUGUUACAUUCAGUCACUGCUGGUGUGGGUGCACAGUUGCUGCUACUUUUACUACUGCAAAUACUUGUGUAACUGUUACUACUGCUGUUGAUGCUACUGCUGAUGCCACUGACGGACAAAGUACUUAAAUCAAAGUCGCAGUGAUAAACGUACUUUUACUUCUGCUUUAAAAUACACUGAAAACAAUAUAAGUAACAAAGUACCAGCAGUAAAAAGUAAAAGUACUCAUCUGAAGAUGUGUUCGUUUCUAAAUUAGUGUUGAAAUAUUUCAGGGUGGAGGUCAGACUGAACUGCAGCCAGCACCAGAGUCAGUACUACACUGCCCAUAAAGUUGGAAUAAAAUAUAUUUUACCUCUUCUCACGAAAUGAUUGUGACAUUGUGAUUUAUUCGUGAUAAAGUGUAUAUCUUCUCAAAACUUUAUUGAUCAAUCUCUUCCAGUGAGAUCACUGAUGUGUAUAAAUAAUCAAAAGAGGAAUGUGUCUGAAAACAAAAUGAUUCCAACUUUAUGGGCGGCAGUGUAUGUGUGCUACCCUUGUGAUUAUACUACCGCUAUAACACAGUGGUACUUAACCUGAGGUUUUUUUUUUUCAGUUAAACACUAAUAUUUUGAUAUUUAACAAAACUCUCAAUAUAAAUCAAAACCAGAAAGUGAUCACAAGUACUGUGACUACUUUUUCUUUUGGGUGGGGGCUUUUUUAUGCCUUUAUUACAAUACAAUACAGUAGAAGAGAGACAGGAGAUGGGGAGAGAGAGAGAGAGAGAAAGAAGGGAAUGACACACAGUAAAGGGCUGGUGGGUGGAGCUGCACCCGGGCCACUGUAGGGAGGACUGUAGCCUCAGCUCAUGGGUCGCCUGCUAUACCGAGUGAGCUAUACGACACCCCACACUGUGAGUACCUCUACUGUAAGUACAGCUAUGGCUGCUACUACUGCAAGUAUUGCUAUUGCUAAUACUACAGUAGGUGCUAUUACUCCAACUAAUUCUAACCUCAAAGUGCUACUACUGCUCCUUCUGAUGCUUCUGCUACUGUAAGUACCACUAGUGGGUACAACCUCUAAUUACUUCUACUGUAAUACUACUUCUCUUAACUACUGUCACCACCGUACCACUAGUAUUAUUAUUAGUAUCACUGGAGCUGUAGUACCAUCUUCUGCCAAAAGAGGGCAGAUUUGAGACACCAGAGAUGAAGAAGAUCCCAACCAAUCAGCAACCUGCUCAGCUGCAGUUCCUCUAUCAGCCACCUGGUGGAGCUCUGAGAAAACUUGAAGCUAAUGAGAAAAACCCAGAAUUACAAGAUUAACAGAUUUUUAUUUUCUGCACAGCAACAGAAUCUGAAGCUCUCUGAUUGGAUGGUUCUCAGAGCAGUGCAUUCUGGGACUUGUUGUCUUCUGUCAUAAAGUUCUGCUGGCCUCAGUCUGUGACCUUGGACUGAUUGGUUCUAUAUCAAACAAUAAUGUAAUACAGAGUAUAAACGUACGAAGAAGCACCGGGAAAUGAUUAAAAGUGUUUCCCGACAGAGUCUGAUCAAAUUAAAGAUUUUUUGACACUUUAUUGUUUUCAGAUGUACAUACUCUUCUGAAAUAGUGAUACACUGGGAUGAUCUCUAUUUGUUUUGUCAAUAUGAUUCUUGUUGAGUUUAAUAAAAAUGUGUUUUACAGAAGUCA